GGUGUCACAUGGUAGGAGGGGCCCCAACUGCCCGCCCUCCCCGCUCCCAUCGGCCGCACUCCGGACCGGGCACUGGGCAUGGGGCGAACGGAAGGGGGCUUUGCUGGGUAACUGCACCCCGCAGGGGGCCUCACACACUCCUCUAUCGGGUGGCAGGCGUUACUGCCUCAGAGGGCGCGCAUCCAUCUGUCUACAGCACGCCAGUCUCGUCCGCUGCCCCCAAGCACUUGGAGCAGUCCGGCACAUCCGGGGCACACAGGACACUCCGCACACACUAAACUUCCUCGCCGCCGUUGGUUUCACCUUUACAGAGUCGCCAUAACAGCUGCUCUGUCAUUGCCCUCACCGCCCCUCAGGGCAUUUCAUUCUGUUCGGUCCUACACAACCGGUCUGUCCUGUUCCUGUGUCCCAGACAGUCCCAAAGGAGAAGGGCACAAGUGCUGGCAGCCUGGCAUUUUCUACAUAAUGCCCAGACCUGGCUAGAAGCAUCACCCGGAUUUCUCUUCUGCUCCUUUCCUAACUUUCCUUGAUUUUGGUGCUGUUAUGGCCAUGGUGUCUGGGGGCUGGGGAGACCCCAACGGUGACACUAAUGGGAUGGGGAAGGGGUACCCCAGAAACUCAGAGGAGGAUGAGGCCUCACCGCCCGGGGGUAUGAGUGACCCAGAGCAAGCUGAUGAGGAGCGCCCUGGCAUCCAGGUGGACUGUGUGGUGUGUGGUGACAAAUCCAGUGGCAAGCACUAUGGCGUCUUCACCUGCGAGGGGUGCAAGAGCUUCUUCAAAAGGAGUAUUCGCCGAAAUCUUAGUUACACCUGCAGGUCAAAUCGUGACUGUCAAAUAGACCAACAUCACCGUAACCAGUGCCAGUACUGCCGACUUAAGAAAUGCUUCCGUGUGGGCAUGAGGAAAGAAGCUGUCCAGCGUGGACGGAUUCCUCCUUCUCACUCCAGUGCAAGCCCCACUACAGCACCUGGGGGAGCUGAAUAUUUUAAUGGACAGCCAGUUUCUGAACUUAUCUCUCAGCUUCUUCGAGCAGAGCCUUACCCAGCAUCACGUUAUGGUUCACAGUAUGCUCAGCAGGGCAGUGUUAUGGGCAUUGACAACAUCUGUGAGCUGGCUGCCAGACUACUUUUUAGCACAGUGGAGUGGUCCCGGAACAUCCCCUACUUUCCAGAGCUUACCAUGGCAGAUCAAGUUUCCCUGCUGAGAUUAAGUUGGAGCGAACUGUUUGUCCUAAAUGCAGCACAGUCAGCCCUUCCACUACACAUGGCUCCACUGCUGGCUGCUGCUGGUUUCCAUGCUUCUCCAAUGUCUGCUGAAAGGGUGGUCUCCUUUAUGGACCAGAUACGUGUUUUUCAGGACCAGGUAGAAAAGCUAAAUCGUCUCCAAGUGGAUUCUGCGGAGUAUGCCUGUCUGAAAGCCAUCGCUCUCUUCACUUCUGAUGCCUGUGGUCUUACAGAUCCAGCUCAUGUGGAGAGUUUACAGGAAAAAGCCCAAGUUGCUCUCACAGAGUAUGUCCGUGCUCAGUACCCUUCUCAACCUCAACGAUUUGGAAGGCUGCUUCUGCGCUUGCCUGCCCUCAGAGCUGUACCUGCCUCCCUCAUUUCCCAGCUGUUUUUUAUGAGGCUUGUUGGCAAAACUCCCAUAGAGACACUUAUUCGAGACAUGCUUCUUUCUGGAAGCAGUUUUAAUUGGCCCUACUCAACUGGUCAAUAACAGUAUCUAGCACUUGGGUGCUUCUUAAGUUGCUUGAAUCUUCUACACUACAUGGAGACAGCUUGAUACACUUUUCUCCUUGUGAGUUUCUUCUGCAUAUUGCCAAGGCACUUCCAGAAAUGGCUUCCCCUGUGAUAGAUAUAUAUAUAUAUAUAUAUAUAUAUACAUACAUACUGUUGGUCUGUGGAACUAAGCCAUUAUGUUUAGCCUGGUUGUUUUUGAUAAAAGCACUAAAUAGGCCUUUAGCAGUAGCAAGAGGCACUCUACAACACACUCUCGAUAAACCAUUUCCAUGAAAACCCUAGGCGUUUUAUUGAUUUUGAGUGUAUAGCUCCUCUCUGCAUCCUCUCUACCUCCUGAAUGUCUACAUUUUAUUGUCCAAGAAGAAGACUGCACCAAGGAUUAAAAAAAGAAAAACUGCCAUUAUAAACAUUUAUCAAAGGCAGCUCUUUGGAAUCCAUUAUUAUUAUAUUAACAGACUAGACAAGGUCCCUGUCUUUUAGGAGCAGGGAAAUGCUAACAUAAUAUGGUUGAAGACCUGGUAACGUUUCUCUUGGUUGUAUUACUUUGUUGUAAUAACUUUUAUAAUUUUUUAAUUUCCUUUCUUAUUAUUCUUCACUUCCUUAUCAUAUGUCAUAGUUUUUGACUAAUCAAUCAACAGGCCAAACAAAAACUCCAGUUGUAUUCAUCCUUUUCCAUCGAAUAAGUUGCAUUUUUAAGUGCAUUGAAAGAUUUAUACAGUUGAGUUAUUUAUUUUUUUAUUCUUUUUUUUAUUUUAUUUUUUCCUUUAUGCUAAAAGGUUCUUAAUCGGUCUGUUCUUUGUAUGAUUUAUUUGAUUUCUGGUGCUUGACAGAAUAGGAGUAUAGUCCAGGCAAACAUAGGAAGUACAAUUUCUAUAAUAAUAAUUUUUACAUGUUAUUUUGUGUUUAGCAGAAAUGGAGAGAGGGAAGAUAGGGUUGUAUAUACAGUUUUACUUCUCUCAGCAUAGUGGUAUAUCCAUUUGUGUUUCCCUCUAUAGUAAGUUGUGCAUAGCAAUAUUAUAUGUCAUAACUGAUCAUGGUGGUACAACCUCAGGGCCCCCAUCAGUUGCUGCCAAAAUGGGCCACUAUGCUAAUAAGGGUUCUUGCACACGACUGUAUGCCCUCCGAGACAUACGGUCCGUGAGCGGCAUCAUAAGUUACUGUGAUACUGGCCACGUCGGGCAGCCCACGGGACUAUUGUCCUGCACCCAUAUGAUCUUUAUGAGUGCAGGACAAUAGCACCACGGGCGGCCUGACAUGCACAGGAUCAUUGUAAUCUAUGAUGCUGUGUACACUAUCAAUGCCGCUCGGGAACAUAUGGCCAGCUCACGGACCGCAUGUCUCGGAGGGCAUACGGUCGUGUGCAAGGCCCCUAAAGCACAGUACCACUGUACACCCAGUGCUGUGUAGCAUCCACAAUUCACUUGAAUCCUGGAAUUAGGCUGUGUUGCAAUUUUAAGCACAGCAAGGGUUGGAAAGAAAGCUAUUCAGAGAAGAAGCUGUAUGGGUUAUGUUCUCUUCAUUUUUGGUUUCCAUGGAUGUGCAGCAGGUGGAGCAUUUACUCUACUAUAUGCCAUAACUUAUUCAUGUGUCAUAACUUACUAAAGUGGGAAAACCGAUUAAAAAUGGGUUGUCUGGGACUGAAAUAUUGAUUAUGACUUGUCCCCAGGAUAGUAUAUCAGUGUCAGAUCGGUGGGGGUCAGACUCCUAAGGAUAGGUCAUCAAUAUUUCAGUUCUGGACAUCCCCUUUAAGUGACAUUUUUGGCCCUCUCUUCAUGCAUUUUAUUGUUGACUAAAGCACCUGGCCCAUUUCACUUUUAGGUCACUUGAGUGGCCGUCUGUUCAAAUGUAAUGUAGAUAUUUGAAAUUAUUUCUGGCAAAUCCCAAAACAAGGUGGGGGCAGAUUUCUCCCCAAUUAUUUACUUUCUCCUACCAGCAUAGAAUAACUUUGUACAACUUGAAUGCACAAGGCUAGACAUAAAGGUCUUGUCCCACCAUAACACGUUCAUAUUCAUUGUAUAGAUCAUUAAAAAAUGAAGCAUAUUUCCCAUUUGCAUGUUGUUAAAAUAAUCCAGUGAAGAGUUAUGGUAUUUAUUUAUAUGGUAUAGCGCUGCUUGCUGGUAAGAGUGUAGAAAAGUGCAUAGUCAUCUAAUGAGUGGUCAGGCAACCUCCGUCACCUUCCAGCAUAGCCAGGUCUCUGAUCCUCUGUUUGCUGCCUAUUGGCUAAUAAAAUCAUCUUUUUGCAGGGAAGAGAGACAUUUUUAUAAGUUUCUCUGUAGGGACACUGGGCAAUUUCUAUUAGCUGCUCUGCAGUGAACAGCGGAUCACUAUGCAGAGACCUGGCGGUGGAGAGAGUGACUGAGCAUGUCUGACCAGUAGCACUCGGCAUAGUAAAUGGAUGCGCACACUGCUAUUUACUCUGACCACUAGGUGAUAUCAUACUAUGUAAGUAAAUUUCAUAGCUCCCUGAUGACGGAAAACUACAGUAUUUUCUGAAACACGUUGGAUUACUUUUUGAUCAUCUGUAGCUAGUGCUUAGCUGGUAACGUCACUUUACAGAGCACGAGCUUGGAGUAAGGGAAGCGUGCUGCUGGCCAGGGCUUGCUCCCAAGACUAUCUGGAACUGUAUCUGACACCGCCGGCGCUGUGGGUAUUUUCUUAUACAGGAAGAAACGCCCCAGGAUCAGUCUACUCUUCUCAGAACCAUCUACUCUGGUAGGUUCCACUGUGGUUCAGUAGUUUUUAAAAGGGUUUUCCGAGAUAUUUUUACUGAUGACCUAUCCAGUAUCUGAUCUGUGGGGGUUCGACACCCGGGACCCCCACUGAACAGCUGUUUGAGAAGGCGCC
Bufo bufo (common toad) is the source of this 4580-nucleotide messenger RNA. RefSeq names its product nuclear receptor subfamily 2 group F member 6 (gene NR2F6). Gene Ontology annotation, biological process: cell differentiation; anatomical structure development; negative regulation of transcription by RNA polymerase II. NCBI's taxonomy places the organism in Eukaryota, Metazoa, Chordata, Amphibia, Anura, Bufonidae. The transcript is spliced from 4 exons. Gene Ontology annotation, molecular function: nuclear receptor activity; RNA polymerase II cis-regulatory region sequence-specific DNA binding; zinc ion binding. The coding region runs from base 544 to 1713 and encodes 389 amino acids. The record is from RefSeq and is a predicted model, not a curated record.